Cyanistes caeruleus (blue tit) is the source of this 1756-nucleotide messenger RNA. RefSeq lists its product as uncharacterized. NCBI's taxonomy places the organism in Eukaryota, Metazoa, Chordata, Aves, Passeriformes, Paridae. Gene Ontology annotation, biological process: establishment or maintenance of epithelial cell apical/basal polarity; heterophilic cell-cell adhesion. Gene Ontology annotation, cellular component: protein-containing complex; plasma membrane. The record is from RefSeq and is a predicted model, not a curated record. Gene Ontology annotation, molecular function: calcium ion binding.
GGAGAACAGAACCAAAACCUACAGUAAUAAAAUGGACACCAAGGGGAAAUAUCUGCUCAGACUUUUACACUGAGUGCUGGAACAUGAAUAAAAGUAUUACUGGAGAGAUCUCUGCAGAACAUAACCUCAGUGUCCCUCAGAUAUGCCCUUUACAGCUUCAAUUAGGUGAUAGUCUCUUCAUCUCCUCUGAGCCAUCGUUUCAAUCCUAUGGAAUGAAUUUGGUAAAUGUCUCCAAGGAAGAAUUUAUUAACUGCCCUAAGGCUGGUUCUCUUCAAGAGCAGAUGAUUUUUGUUUGCCAGAUAAGAGGACUGCACCAAGUGGACCCAAGCAGGCUUGGUGUUGGAACCCAUUACUUUGCAGAACUUCACAAGAGAGGUCCGCUGUUGUGCGACAUGGGCCUUCGUCUGAACGUAACCGUGAAGCAGCAGUUUUGCCAACAGUCUCUGGAUGCACCACUAUGCUCUGGGCAUGGAAAAUGUCUAAGCCAUGUUUGGGAAAAAGCAUAUAAUUGCCAUUGCUUCCCACAGUAUUCAGGAAUAUUCUGCCAGAAGUUUGAUAUAUGUUCCACCAAACCUUGCCACAACAAUGCCUCCUGCACCGAGAAAUCAGAACUUUCUGGAGAUUCUUAUGAAUGCUCAUGUCCUCCAAAAUUUUCAGGUAAAAAUUGUACAGAAAUUGUUGGACAGUGCCAGACAUCUACAUGUUUCAAUGGUAACUGCAUCAAUGUUACUCCAAACACUUUUCUUUGUGAGUGUGACAAGGGCUUUACAGGUCCAUUUUGUGAAGAACCUGAUGAUCCUUGUGCCUCUCAGCCAUGCCUAAAUGGAGGUGUAUGCCAGUAUAAACAGUCUGGAUAUGUUUGUGAUUGCCCUUCUGGUUUUCUUGGUCAGAACUGUGAAAUUAACAUCAAUGAAUGCUCUUCAAGGCCAUGUCAGAACAGAGGUACAUGUAUUGAUUUGCCAAAUGAUGUGGCAUGUAUCUGUAUGCCAAUAUUUACUGGCAAGUUCUGUGAGAGAAUACUGAACCCAUGUGAAUUAUUACCUUGCUUAAAUAAUGCAACUUGUGUAGCUCAACAGCAAAACUAUAACUGCCGCUGCAUGCCAGGAUUCACUGGAAAGAACUGUGAGGAAGUAAUUGACUACUGCAGGCUGCUCAGCAUCAACUGUCUGAAUGAAGGAUUGUGUCUUAAUAUAAUUGGAGGAUUCACUUGCCUCUGUGCACCUGGAUGGACAGGAGAAUUUUGUCAAUUUGCUGAAAAUGCAUGUUUAAUUUACCCAAAUAAUUGUUCUGGUGGAGCAACUUGCAUUGAUAUGAGUCAACUGAGAGAACAACCUUUGUUUCAGUGUUUGUGCCCUCGUGAUUUUACAGGAGAAUUCUGUGAGGUGAAAAUUGACAACUGUGGCUCCAAUUCAUGUGAAAAUGGAGGAACAUGUAUUAGCUAUGAAGAUCAUUUAAAGUGCACUUGCCCUAUAGGUUUUGAAGGUGAAAGAUGUGAACUCGAUAUUGAUGCCUGCCUAUUCAACAAUAUAAGCUGUGCCCCAGGAGCACUGUGUAUGGAUAAAUCUCAUGGAUUUAAUUACACAUGUUUAUCACCAUGUGUUGGAAACACAGAGGUUCAGUCACUGAUGUCUCCUUCUGUCCCCUGCUUGCUUCUGCUAUAUUAUGAAACUUGAAGAACUUAGGGCAAAAUCUCUACGCAAUUUUUGAUGUGUUUAAGUUACCAGAUAGAAGGUUGAUGGUACAGCAAUGCACAGAG